Messenger RNA from Mizuhopecten yessoensis (Yesso scallop), 598 nucleotides. RefSeq names its product superoxide dismutase [Cu-Zn]-like. Gene Ontology annotation, biological process: removal of superoxide radicals. Gene Ontology annotation, molecular function: copper ion binding; superoxide dismutase activity. The transcript is spliced from 2 exons. The annotation marks the transcript as partial. Lineage: Eukaryota; Metazoa; Mollusca; Bivalvia; Pectinida; Pectinidae. The record is from RefSeq and is a predicted model, not a curated record.
UGUACAAGUGCUGGGUCACAUUUCAACCCUGAGGGUAAAGUUCAUGGGGCUCCAGGAGAUGAAGAAAGACAUUAUGGUGAUCUCGGAAAUGUAAUGGCUGGAAACGAUGGAGUAGCUAAAUUUGACUUAACAGAUAAGUUGGUCACAUUGAAGGGGCAACAUUCUGUCAUCGGCAGAACCUUGGUGAUUCAUGCUGAUGUGGAUGACCUUGGACAAGGUGGCCAUGAACUAAGCAAAACCACAGGAAAUGCUGGGGCAAGACUGGCAUGUGGUGUGAUCGGCAUCGCAAAGAACUAAGUCUUCAUUCCAUGGAGAUGACGGACCGACUUUUGACUAGAAUUUAUGUGUACAUACGAGACGUAACGAAGCAUCAUGGAAAUCAAUUAAUAUAUCAUUUUUUUUUUAAUUUUCAAACUAAGCAGGAGUCUCGUUCAGUUAAACAGUACUAGUCAGAACUGUAGAAACCACAUCAAUUAUUCUUGUUAUUGGGUCUUGCCUUUUUAAAGUUUGUUACUUUGUCGUUCUUUUCACUCUUGGUGCAUUUUUGUGUAUCUUUUAAUAAUUUAAUUAUUUUGUGUACAUGUGAAAGUGUAACUUA